This is a messenger RNA of Mirounga angustirostris (Northern elephant seal), 1838 nucleotides long. It is a transcript of the gene PRR35, whose product is annotated as proline rich 35. The record is from RefSeq and is a predicted model, not a curated record. Bases 62 to 1789 code for a protein of 575 amino acids. Lineage: Eukaryota; Metazoa; Chordata; Mammalia; Carnivora; Phocidae. The transcript is spliced from 2 exons.
GACCAAGGCCCCCUGUGCGCAGGUGGCCAUGGGGCCCGGGCCGGCCCGCUAGCAGGCCGCCAUGUCCCGCGAGGGGGGCUCCUGCCGCCUGGGCGCCGGGGCGCGGGCACGGGCUCGGAAGCCCAAGAAGCCGCACUACAUCCCGCGGCCGUGGGGCAAGCCCUACAACUACAAGUGCUUCCAGUGCCCGUUCACCUGCCUAGAGAAGUCGCACCUGUACAACCACAUGAAGUACAGCCUCUGCAAGGACUCCCUCUCCCUGCUGCUCCACUCCCCGGACUGGGCCUGCCGCCGCGCCCCCACCGCGCCCCGGCCCCGCGCGCCCAGCCCGGACCGCCCCCUGGGCCCCACAGACCCUGGCAGCCAGCCCCGAGGACCACAGCUGCCCAUCGCUCCCGCCAUGCCCGACCUGGCCUCCCGUGUCCUGUCCCCGCGCCGCCACGUCGGGGGCCCAAAGCUGGGGGCUGAUGGGUACCCCGGUGUGCCAUCCCCCCUGGCCCGGGAGGCUGCCCAGAAGGAUGUGGGCCUUGGGGGGCUCCUGGCCGAGGCAUGGAAGCCAGGGCCGGGCGGGGGCCGGAGGCGCAUAGCUGUGGUGGACGCGGCUGCAGCGGGCCCUGAGAGCGGGGGGGUCCCCUGCUACCCCCCGCCCACCCCCAGCGAGCUCCCUGAGGCCCAGAGCCUCCAUCUGUCCCUGCUAGGUGUCGACUGCCCUCUGGGCCCUGGUCUCUUCUCCUACCUGGGGCCCUCCCUGGCUGCCACAGCCCACAUGCCCUUUCUGGCCUCGGCCAGCCCCCUGUUGCCCCCGGUCUCUGCUUUCCCAUCCCCACAGACCCCUGAACGCCCUGCCCUGGUCCCCCGCUUGUACUAUCCCCUGCUCCUGGAGCAUACGCUGGGGCUGCCGGCAGGCAAGGCUGUCCCUGCCAAGCCCCUAGCCCCCCCAAAAGGGCCCCCUGGGACUCCGGCCCCAGGGCCGCUGAAGGUGCCAGUACCCGGGCUGGGCAGGCCCUGGCCCCGUGGAGCCCCCAGGGACUCAGGGCAGGAGGGGGAGCUGGAGCAGGCUGCCCAGAGUGACCCCAAGAGGAAGCUGCCCCUGGGAAGCAGGUUGGAGCCCCUGAAGGCACCCUCCAGCACGGUGAAGUUCAGUGCCCAGAGCAGCCUUCGGACUGGCCCCUCCGUGAUGCUCUGGCCUGAGGACAAGGAGCCAGGCAACCCCGAGACCCCGGGCCCUUCAGCCCCCCUGCCCCAGCAGCCCCUGGGCCUGAUGCCAGGUGGCCCCGGGCACGUGGGUGAGGACCUGACUCAGGCCCUUGGCGACUACGCCAAGGUAGAGCAGCGCCUAGGGCAGUUGGUGCCUGCCGGGGGUCUGGCCCCUCGGCCUCUGCGGGAGCAGCUUGGCAAGAUCCGCCAGGAGCUGUUCACCAUCCACCAGACGCUAGAGUGGGCUGUUCGGCCACCGGAUGCACCCCUCGACCUCUCUGUGAAGCGGGCGCCCACCAAGGGGCCCAAGGGGCCGGUGGGGGCCUGGGGGCAGCUGGAGCUGGGCCCCACGCUGGCCGGGGGGACCCCGGAGCCACCUAGCAUGCUGGGCCCCACAACAGCUGAGCCUUUCUCUAGCCACACCACCAAAUGCGAGGCUGACUCCAGUGUCCCACUCCCGGGCCUGCCCCUUCAGGCCCCAGAGGACCCUGUCAUUCCUGGCAGCAGCUGGGGUGCCCGUGGCGGGUCGAGGGGGUCCUGGCCCCCUGAGGCUGUCCCUAGCCUCCAGAGCCCCCCGGGCGCCAAGGUCUGACCACAGCAUCUGCUGCCUCCUCUGUUCUUAACAGACAGGGCCCUUCAAC